Messenger RNA from Rhinichthys klamathensis goyatoka, 1558 nucleotides. RefSeq names its product prolyl 4-hydroxylase subunit alpha-1-like. Gene Ontology annotation, biological process: peptidyl-proline hydroxylation to 4-hydroxy-L-proline. Gene Ontology annotation, cellular component: endoplasmic reticulum. NCBI's taxonomy places the organism in Eukaryota, Metazoa, Chordata, Actinopteri, Cypriniformes, Leuciscidae. The coding region runs from base 20 to 1483 and encodes 487 amino acids. The transcript is spliced from 13 exons. Gene Ontology annotation, molecular function: procollagen-proline 4-dioxygenase activity; protein binding; iron ion binding. The record is from RefSeq and is a predicted model, not a curated record.
AGAUGUUGAAGUUCUGAUAAUGGCUGUAAAGGAACUGUCGGUGUUUAUGGUGUGUUUUUGGAUUGUCUGUGCUGAUGCUGGACAUGAGUUCUUCUCAUCAACAGAUCAAAUUGCACAACUUUAUGGGAAUACGAAAGACCUUCUGAAGGUCUUCAGUCAGUGUGUUGAUGCUGAGAAUGUAGAGACAACGAAGAGUGUUCUUCCGAAUCAUCUUCUUUCAUACUCUGACUCUGAGAACCCAGAGGAAGCUGUGAGAGACCCUGUGGCAGCUUACAGACUCCUGAGACAAAUGAGAAAUGAUUUUAUGUAUAUUGUAAAACGUAUUCAGCUGAAUCUUACUCGGUGUGAAGAGUAUCAGAAUGAGUUGGACCCAAUGAUCCCACAGCUGGAGGACUUGGAUGGUGCAGCUUCAGGACUGAUCAAACUGCAAGAGAUCUACAAACUCCACCCAGAAGACAUCACAAAGGAAACGUCUCUAAAUGCAGAUGAGGCUUUCAAUGUAGGGUUGGUCGCUUAUGACGAGGACAAAUUCCAGCAUGCCUUCCUCUGGUUUCUGUACAGUCUGGACAGAUUAACAGAAAACUCAACCACUACUGAGGAAGAAUUGCUCCGUUUCCUUAGUUCCUCAGUCUAUCAUUUUGGCAGCCUGUCUGUGGCAAUCUACUUCAGCCAACGGCUUCUAAAUCUGGAUCCGAGUAAUGAUGAAGCCAGAGUUCAGCUGAACAGACUUCUUCACUUACAGAGCAACCCUGACAUAUUUCCACUGAACACCGAGUCAAGUAACUAUGAGGCUCUGUGCAGAGGAGAGGUUGACGAGAGGAUCUCCAAGAGGCAGAGAGCGCUGUCCUGUAGGUACAGCACAGGUGGAGGAAACCCCAGACUGAUGUACGCACCAGUGAAAGAGGAAGUGGAGUGGGACGAGCCUCGCAUCAUCAGAUAUCAUGACAUUAUAUCAGACAGAGAGAUGGAGAUCCUGAAGAAUAUCUCCAGACCUCAACUUUCUAGAUCAGAAGUUUAUCGCUCUGGAAUCACAAAACCCUUAAAACUACGUGUUUCUCAAAGUGUUUUUCUAAGCGAUGACCCUGUGGAAGCUGGUGUCAGUCAGAGGAUUGCAGAUGUUACGGGACUCUCCAUGGAAUCCGCUGAAUCACUGCUUGUUCAGAAUUAUGGGGUUGGUGGUGCAUUUGAACAGCAUAUUGAUGCAUUGGAGAUAGAGAAUGACAGGAUUUGUACAUUCCUAAUUUAUUUGAGUGAUGUGGAGAUGGGGGGCGCCACUGUCUUCCCUAAAGUUGGAGUUGCAGUGCAUCCGAAAAAGGGUUCAGCCAUGCUUUGGUACAAUCUCCACAGAAAUGGUGAAGUGAAUUGGAAUACGGAGCACGCUGGAUGCCCUGUGUUAAUGGGUAACAAAUGGGUGGCUAACAAAUGGAUCCAUGAGUUUGGACAGGAAUUCAGGAGCCCCUGUUCUUUGUCAGACUGGGAAUGAAAGACUCUACAAGGCUUGAAAUCAUAAGAUAUUUGUAUCUGUAAAUAUGCUUUAACAUACCUACAGAGAAAGUUG